CAAUUCACGGAAAAAUCCAUGUGAUUUUAGGUAUUGCAGGAAACUUGUUGAUCUUGCACUUUGUCUGACUGGCUGACUGGAAAUGUGCGUGAUUUUGGAUGGACUUGUUCUUCAUCCAGUUCAAUGUUGGAAGGGAUUGACCUGUUUUCAACUUCACAGCGAGCUACUUUUGACACCGCAGCAACGCAUCAAUAUUCUUUCACUUUCCUGGAUUAAAGAGGCAGCAUCAAAUUAGAGUGAAAAAGUGGGUAGCUGUCAUCAGUUGCACUCUAUUGGAUUAUUCAGGUACAGCUGUCAUAAUUUGCACUCGACAUAGCAGGUAGCUGUUAUAACUUGGACUCCACAGACAGCUGUCAUAAAAUUGGACUCAACAGACACAGGGGUCAUAAUUUGGACUCAAAGAAGAGGCCCCUGUGGUGAUCUGGACUCCCAUAAUUUGGGCUAAAGGGACAGCUGUACGUCUAAUUGGCACUCUACUAUCUGACACUUCACAGGCCUAUACCUGCCAGAUUUGCACUCUCUUGGAGGUAAGGAGUCGGAAGCGAUCAGGAACAAAAAUAGGAAGAUAACAUCACAGCAAGUUUCAGAAACGAAAGACUUAUUCUUGCGUAGAAGCUUUCAGGACAGUAUUGCCUACAAAUACUAUAGGUGAGGGAAUGCCAUAAUCUGACUGAAGAUAGCCCUUGGUGUUUUGGAAUGAAGGUAAGUGAAGAGGUUCAAAAUCAACCUUUACACUUUCAUCAGCCUCCUCCGGUUCAUCAACCAUUGCAACCAUUGCAGUUCCCUUGUAAGCGUGGUUCUGAAGAGCUGUAUUCCCAUCCUGGCAUGGUAGCUAAUGGUACUAUCAUGAGCCCAACUCAAACCAACAUGGAUGUAAAUGACGCUAAAAAAGUUAAACUUGACCAAGUUCAGCCCCCUCCCUCCAAGGUUCUACACAUCCGUAAUGUCCAUGCAGAUGCAACAGAGCACGACCUCUUGGCUCUCUCCAUCCAUCACGGCAAACCAACAAAUUUUGUCCUGCUUAAGAAGAAGGCACAGGCACUGUUGGAGAUGGAGGAUGUCAUAAGUGCUCGUAAAUUCCGUGAUCACUAUAACCGAAAUCCCGUCUCAAUGUACGGCAAGCAGCUUCACAUUCAGUUUUCAAACCACACAGAGUUAAAAACAGAAGAUUCACAACAGAAUGAAGUUGUGAGGGCGCUGUUAGAAAUCUGCGGUGAAGUGAUGGAGAAAGAGGAAAACCGAAAGUGUGUGCUUAGAGUGAUCAUCGAAAACGUCUUAUACCCUGUCACAGUCAAUACUCUUCAUACAAUCUUCAAAAAGUUUGGUCAUGUUCAAAAAGUAAUCACAUUUACCAAAAACAAUACACUCCAGGCCUUAAUUCAGAUGUCAAACCCAAUAUCGGUUGUAGCCGCAAAGAGGGCACUUCACCAACAACACAUCUAUCCCGAUUCGUGUUUAUUGAGGAUAGACUAUUCCAAACUUACCUCGCUGAAUGUAAAAUACAACAACGACAAGAGCCGAGACUUCACAAAUAAUAGUUUACCCAUAGGUGAGGGCAUCACUGAUCGUGGAUAUGCCCCCUUUGCAAGUCCCCAGAACGUUAUGACGUCACCUUUUGCCAUGCCAAGUUAUGGAACAACGCCACUAACAUCGUAUGGGGCCACGACUGCCGGAGGUAUGCCGCUUUAUCAGUCUCCGACCACCAAUGCCGGUGAAGACCAAGUUGCCCAGUCGCGUCAGAAUCAUGCCAUCCUUGGGAAUUACUCGUACCACCAAGCGCUAAUAGACGCUCAGAUGGCCGCAUAUCCAGAUACGAGGUUAUACCACGGAAGGAGCUGGGGAGAGGGCAUGGGCAUGUUAAAUGGACGCGGACAUCAGGCGCAAAGCCUUCUUCAGUCUCCAGCGGGAUUAGCAUCACUACAGGCGGCACAAGCGGCCGCUGCAUUCCCCCAAAUGGGCAUGCCUACAAUGGGCGCUCCAGGUUUACCUCAUAUGCAGCAUCCCUGCCCCCAGUCCCCGGUACUGCUGGUCACCAACCUUAACGAACAGAGAGUCACACCUGAUGCUCUUUUUACCCUUUUUGGCGUAUAUGGGGAUGUACAACGUGUCAAGAUAAUAUACAGUAAAAAAGACAGUGCCCUCAUCCAGUUUGCCGACAUAGCACAAGCCCACAUGGCACUGUCUCACCUGAAUAAUGUACAGUUGUAUGGCAAACAAGUCAAAGUAACACCAUCUAAAUAUUCAGUCGUCCAAAUGCCAAAGGAGGGAUCACAGGAUGCUGGUGCAGCGCUAACUAAGGAAUAUAUCAAUUCACCACUACACCGGUUCAAAAAGCCCAACUCAAAAAAUCAUCAGAAUAUCUAUCCCCCAUCAGCCACGCUUCAUCUGUCCAACAUUCCACCUCUGAUUACUGAGGACCAGCUGAAGGACGCAUUCACUAGGACAGGAGGGGAAGUCGUAAACUUCAAGUUUUUCGCGAAAGACCGCAAAAUGGCACUCAUUCAGAUGGGUGAUGUAGAGCAAGCAGUUCAUGCCUUAAUAGCCAUGCACAACUACAAGCUGAGUGACUCGAAUCAUCUUCGAGUCUCGUUUUCUAAGUCCACCAUCCCGACCAACUAGGCCGCCUCCAUCAGUCAAGUCUACUGUGGAACUACCUACCACUUUCUUAUCAUCCUGGCUUCCAGCUUUCCAUAUCUUGUUAAAAAAGUCUUCUCACAACUGGUUGCAUUUAAAGAGCAUAGAUCUGACUUUUUCACUUUGGAUGUUUUUUUAUGAUUCUGCACUAUAUGCUGACUUGACUCAGUACUGCACCUCUUCAGACUUGUAGAGUUUUCACCAAUCUUUAGGCAAUACUAUUCGACCUUGAACUCUUUCGUUUGACCUUGGGAAUGACCUUGGAUAAAACAAAAUGGCCGACUCUUCUUUAUGGUUGUGAAUAUCCUGCCAGUACUGAGUACACAGAGAGUGUUUAUAAACAAUAUAUAUUGUUAUAUUAUAAUAUAUAUUAUAUUAUUAUAAUGUUAUUGUAUACUGAUGGUGUGAAUCAAAACAAAAAAAUAUGUGCAAGGCAUGAUUGCUGUAGAAGGAGAGUCAAUUAAGGCAUGAUACAAUGCAAGUUUACACUGCCCAUCUUAAGGACCCUUGCUCCACAGUGGCUUAAGGAACUCGAGCAUCACAUUCAGGACGCAGCAGAUUACAGAAUCCCCCAAGCAACGAUUCUGGUUUUCGACUGCUGAAGUUGGAGGGACACAAUGAUUGCAGAAUCUUCAAAACUUUAGGAAGAGGUGCUAUGAUGUCACUCUGACUGACCUUGGAGUAAUGCUUGCCUUAAACACAGCAAUCAAAAAUUUCUGUGACAUCUAGGAUGAACUACUUAAUUUUUUGAUACGAGGAAAUUUGAGACGCGUUAUUUUGGUAUAUUUUUACCAUUUUACUGAAUUUAGUUGUGACACUCUCAGAUUUUUGUGUGGAUUCGGAAAUGUGCCGCUGUCGCGUAGCAAGAUGUAAAAAUGCUAGUCAUAGUGCUGAAACGGUUGUGUUCCGCAUAUGCCUAGGUGGUGGAUUUAUAAUCUUGUCUUUUCUUAUUUGAGUGUUUAAAUAUUGGUCAAUAGGAGGCGUUUCGCCCUCGUGGCCAGGGGGUCUUGCGGAUUCUUUCGAAAAUGACUUGUACUUGAAUGGAUAUGAAACCUGUGUACUAGUGGAUCUCAAUAAAAGUUGGAGUGUUCCUGGAGAAUCUAGAUGAAAGUAGUUAGAUUACGAUCUGCUUAAACACGCCCGUCACCAAACCCAGGCGGAAAGCUGGACACGUCACUACAAAGAGUUCAUGAAGAAUUGCAAGCUUAAAAUCUCCGCAAUUAGAGUUUAGCCUCUUUUUAUAACUCUUAUUUUUGCAUUUUUUGGUGUUCGAUGUAUAUUGGGAACUUACUUCGGUAAUAUGAAUAUAUAUUUUUGCAUUUGAGGAUGUAUAGAGGAAGUGAAUCCUUGAUAAAAACUUGGGAUAUGCUUAUUUUAUGACCGGUUGAGUUUUUGUUAUCAAGUGAAUUCUCCCACUACGGCAUUCCUGUGCGCCUUGUAGAGUUCAUUUUGUCGCAGAUCCGACAGUUAUUCAGUACAUUUACUUGAAAUCAACGAAGAGCCGUAACAACUUUAAGGAUGGCCGUGUAAUCAGGGUCAUGUUAACUUGAGCCAUGUAGUUGAAACGGCUCCUGUCUGGUUUUACAGUAGGACUCAAUUUCGGUGAAACUGCGCUGAAAUGCACAUAGUAAGCGGUGCCAGUUAAGUUGCCUUACUACGGAGUUGGGUCAUGUGACCAGCCCGUUGCCUUAUUAGUCAAGACAUGGCAUCGUGUGUACAUAGAUGACUGCUUUAUAUUAUUCUUCCCAAUCCAGUGGAGACCUCGUCCCCAGUGUUUUUUCAUCUUUUUGUUUUUUCUUUCGCUGCAACUGAAUGGCUGAGUUAUCAAUCUUUAUGUUGAAAUUUUCACUUAUUGAAGCAUUCCACAAGACAUAAACAGUUCUCUCAUUGCUGGGAAUAAUGUUGCAAGACCUUAGAAUAUUGUCAUUAGCCCUUUCGGUCAAAUUUAACACCAGAACAAUCGGACAUCCGUCUGUUUGUCAAAAGAUAAGAACUGCCACCACAGAAUUGGCAGAAUUUCUCGCCUCAAGCAGUUCUGAUAAAUACCGAUGAUCCGAUACUGGUUUUCCUUUAAUUAAAGUAAUAUUGCUGGCUCAUCUCAAUUGAAAGCACCAAUUCUCGAGUCUGUUAUAUAGUAGUGUAGUGAUGCAAACAUUUUAAUAGGACCAUUAUAGGAACAUUUUAUGCUGUAUUUAGUCCGUCUGUAAAAAAGUCUAUAUGCACAAUGCAUGGUGCAAUCAGCCUAUAUUGGAGUUGUGUUUUCAAUUGGUAUGAGCCGAAGAAGGAGUCGUGAUCAAGGUUGUUUUCAAAACGUAAUGGGUAAAGGUGGUUGAGAAUCAUUACUCUUCAAAUUUAUACAGUAAAAAGGUCGAGGCAAUACUUGGUCAACUAUCCCACUCUGCCUCUUGAAAGAAAACCAUUCCUUGGUCCCUUCACUUUCUACAAUCGUUUUGAUGUUAACCAGACCUCAGUUGUAGCCCGACGUUUACGUUUUAAAUUUUUGUUUCACCCUUUUAAUGUUCCUCGCGAUUAGUCAAUUUUAGUGAUGUUAUUGAAUUUAAAGCGCGUAUACUGUGAUACCAGUGCUAGAACUUGAGGUGUGUAAUGUAGGUGUUGGACUUGUGUCUUUUCACAGCAAACGUUAUAUAGAUCUGCUGGUUAUUUCAGUUUAGUUAUAUACCAACACGUUCCUAUAAUCAUUUGUCUAUUUUCAUUUCGAUAUUAAGUCUUGGAUACUUCUUCAGUGUUAACCCUUGAAGAGCUGAUGAUGUCUGACUGGAGAAAUAUUGCAAAUGACUGAAAAAGUGCUGCGAAUACUAAAAGCAUCAGACACCUCAAGUACUAAAAGUUGCUGUUUUAUUGAAUUAUAAACUUCAGUAAUUAAAUUUGAUGUCGUAAUUUACCACCAGUCUGGCAAGGGUUAAUGCUGAGUUUGCUUUCUCCGGGCAUCAGUGUUUCACGUGUAUAUAUAAUUCUAUGUCGAGAGUUGGGUUAUGUUCUGGUCACGUGUUCAAAUCAAAUUGUACGCUUUUCGUAUCAGAGAGAAAUUCUUUGACAUUUUAACUUCUGAAAGAUAUUCCUUGAGAAAUUUUAACUUUCGUUUUGUGAAUUCUGAUGAUAGAUAUUCUGAUGAUAGAUAUUCUGAUGAUAGAUAUAUUCUGAUGAUAGAUAAAUAUGAGUAAGGUUUAUCAGCUAGAACUGAAUACUGGGUUGUGGGUUGGUUCGAGUUCAGGCCUGGAUUAGGGUUUCCAGCCUCCUGACUCGUAGUCGUAGCUUUGAAUUAAGCAGGUUUAGUUCAAAGUAACUGUAAAAAAAUUUCAUGUGCUGGUCUUAAAAAGCUUUGUGAUCAUUGGAAAGCUUAAGGCUUGUGGGCCUUCCAACAGAUACAAAUGUUUUUUCUGCAUUCACACAACUUAGUUAUAUUUUGUGAUUAGUAGCGGAACUGUUGAUGUGAAUUUCUAAUUGAAUUGAGAAAUUCUGUACUUGUAAUUACUGAAAUACUGACCAGGAGGGAUACCAUUUCAGAAUAUGCGACAACUCCUGGUGAAUGUUGAAGUAAUUCGGUGAUUAUGUGUCUUUAUUAUGUAUUAAGUUCUAGCUGUUGACUUGGUAGGAUUUUCCUUUCUUUAUGGAGUUGAGGCUUUAUGAACCGGUGUUGCAGUAGAGAUAGGAAGAUCUGAGUUAGUACUGCCCAGUUGGUGACACCCUACCCUUUGCCACUGGGAACGUAAACCUACAAACAAAUGUGCCUAAAAUGGGAACAAACCACAAGUGUAUACAGAAUUUUUUGUAGCUUUUAUAUUGACAUGAAUAUGAAUUUUUAUUUAUUAUGAAUAGUGCGUCUGGUCCGUCUUUUGAGGGAUCGCUAUUGUAAAAAUCAUGUACGUCAUAAAACCUGCACAAAGCUAUAGAAAGUUCUCACAGCGCGGAACCACAAGAUGAAAAAACACCGCUCGGCCUAUUUUGGUCGUCAGGGUCAAAGUGAAUGUGCACAUCAUUCCCUGAUUUCAAAUGUGAAUACCUUGUACCAAGUGGUUAGACAAAUUAAAAUAUCAUUUUGUAAUAAAAAUCAGGUGUCAGUUUUGGUGAUGAUAUAAUGAUUAUAUGAUGCCUAUCAUUUAUAUAUUUUUGAAUUGAUAAAUGCUAUUAAGUCAUGUUGAGUGUUAAUAAAUUUUAACUGUAGGGAAAUAUGUGGAUGUUUUCCGUGUUUGGUGUAGUGUUGACCUUGACCUCUCUAGAUUAAUCUCUUUCUCAGUUCACCUAACUGGCAUGAUUAACCCUCCAGUCUUCAUGUCACAAACUUCUUAAUCUAUAUUUUUUCAUUCUUACUACCAUGAUAUGUAUUCCUCGAUCUAUGAUAGUCAUUAAAAUAUUAGUAUCGAA
Messenger RNA from Lineus longissimus, 7017 nucleotides. Its product is annotated as polypyrimidine tract-binding protein 3-like. Gene Ontology annotation, biological process: regulation of RNA splicing; mRNA processing. Lineage: Eukaryota; Metazoa; Nemertea; Pilidiophora; Heteronemertea; Lineidae. Gene Ontology annotation, cellular component: nucleus. The transcript is spliced from 20 exons. Bases 697 to 2619 code for a protein of 640 amino acids. Gene Ontology annotation, molecular function: mRNA binding. The record is from RefSeq and is a predicted model, not a curated record.